Messenger RNA from Salvia hispanica, 1425 nucleotides. Its product is annotated as oxysterol-binding protein-related protein 4C-like. Lineage: Eukaryota; Viridiplantae; Streptophyta; Magnoliopsida; Lamiales; Lamiaceae. Gene Ontology annotation, cellular component: cytosol; membrane. The record is from RefSeq and is a predicted model, not a curated record. Gene Ontology annotation, molecular function: sterol binding.
UAUAUUCGAAUUGCACAAUCACUAUUUCCUAAACAAAACCAAAUCUCUCUCUCUCUCUCUCUAAGUUGUAUUUACUUACAUCAUUGCAGUCUUCUAAAAUGGGAAAGAAUGAGAGUUUGAAAAGAAAAGGCGGAGUAGUUCUAACUGCACCGUUACCGCUUGACGGCAACGAAUCCGACUCCGACUCCGACUACAGAACUCCCAACAUCAUCCAACGGAUUCUCAGCCUUCUUGCUGCCGUUAAGCCCGGCUCUGAUCUCACGCGCCUCCACCUUCCGCCGCAGUUCAAUAUUCCGAAAUCACAGCUGCAGGUGUAUGGAGAGUCGGUAUAUUGCGUGAGCUCCGACUUGUUGAGCAAGUGUAGCAAGGAAGAGACGCCACUCGGCAGAAUGGUGUGCGUCGUGGCAUGGUGCGUCUCCAUGUAUCGGCCGUUGCCCUUUGGCGUCGUGCCUUACAACCCGGUUCUCGGGGAGACGCACCACGUUUCCGUCGGAUCACUCAAUUUACUCGUGGAGCAGGUUUCACAUCAUCCACCGGUGUCUGCACUUCAUGCCAGUGAUGACAAGAACAACAUCGAAAUGAUAUGGUGUCAAUCUCCCAUACCAAAAUUUUGUGGCAGUUGCAUUGAGACAGAAGUGGUCGGAAAACGACAUCUAAAGCUGCUCGACAAACACGAAACAUACACCAUGAACUCUCCCAAACUCGUCAUAAGAUUUUUGCCUUUUUCGAGCGUUGAGUGGAUAGGAAAUGUAACAAUCCGAUGCCAAGAAACUGACCUCGAAGCACAACUUUGUUACAGAGGAAACUCGUUUUGGCCACGACCCUCGUUACAUAGGUCGAUUAAGGGAAAGAUCGUUAGAACAUCGACUUCACACAUCAUAUAUGAGAUCGAUGGCCAUUGGGACAGAAGCGUAAUGGGGAAGGAUGUUGCCACGGGGCAGCAAACAACUAUCUACAAUGCUAAAGAAGCACUAUCAGAGUUGAAAACUCCUGUUGUCGUGGAUCCAGAGGCGGUUUGUAGAAGUGAGUCGAGCUUAGUAUGGAGUGAAGUGAGCAGAGCCAUACUCGAGAAAAAGUGGGAUAAAGCGAGAGAAUGCAAGAGUGAGAUUGAGGAGAAACACAGAGAGAUAGCAAGAGAGAAACAACUCAAAGAGGAAGAGUGGCUUCCCAAGUAUUUUAGGGUGUUCCACAGCCAGGAAAGUGGAUGGGAUUGCAUACCAGAAAACAACAGUGUUGCCCCUGCUCCAAUUGUUGUUAAUCAUUAAUAUUUAAAAUUCAUGUUCUUGUUCUACAUCGAUUUAGUAAUGAUCUUUAUCUUUUCUAUAAUUUUUUUUGAAUAAUCUUCUCCCUUAGAUGUAUUUUAAAGGAUGUGUGUCUCAGUUCAAUGUGAUGAUAGAUCUCUUAAAGUGAUGAUGGAUAUUUUUA